AUAACGAUUUCAUUCCCGUUCUUUCAUUGCCGAAAAGGGAAGGUGUCGAUUAUACCGAUUCGGUUCUCAGGAUGUAUCAUGGGAAAGAAAUCGCCCCUGUCGCGGUUGGAAAGGCAGUCCAUAUACAACCAUUAUGGGACUUCAUUAUACGGUAGCUGGUUCAUUUAGUGAUAUUCCGGGCCUUCGUGUCCUUGUUUACUGCUUCUGAAAAAACAUGAUUGAGUCGCGAAGACGAGCGGCAUACCGAUCGCUUUGAAAUUGCAUCAUGAUCUGAUGAUUUUUAGGUAAAAUUAGGAACAUUCUCGUUUUUAUGCUCCAUGCCGAUAUUAAAUUUCACGAAGCCGGGGGGCUGACUGGAAGGAAAACGGCGUCGUUGCAAUUCCAUGAACCGCGAGGCGACCUGCCACGCGUCAGAUCCAGAGCGCGAGUGAAGCGGACGCGUCUCCGCUCCGUCCGUACAGUGUCACCGCCACGCGCUCCUCUCCGGCGUUAUAACAAACCAGGAACCGCCCUUCCCUCUUUGAAAAACAGAAUCUCCCUCUCGAAAGCAGAAUCUCUCCCUUCGACGGCGACGGCGACGUUCCGGUGUCGUGCCCUCGGUUCAGAACCGGAGAGAGGGGAGAAAAAUGGCGGCUCAAGACGAUCGAGCUCAAGCGCCGGGAAAGCAGCGGCCGCAAUCGCCGCCGAAGUGCGAUCGUCCUCCGCAGCUGGCCUCGCUGUACGUCGGCGACCUCCACCCGGAGGUCGGCGAGGCCGACCUCGUCGCGGCGUUCUCGGAGAUGGGCGACGUCGCCUCCGUGCGCGUCUGCCGGGACGCGGCCUCCGGCAGGUCGCUCUGUUAUGGCUACGUCAACUUCUUCUCUCACUUCCUCGCAUCUAAGGCUUUGGCUUGUCUAAAUUACUCAAAGCUGAAAGGAAAGCCCAUGAGAAUAAUGUGGUGUCAGAGAGACCCUUCUCGAAGGAAGGCUGGAAAUGCGAAUCUCUUUGUCAAGAACCUUGACCCUUCUAUUAGCAGUGCACGACUGCAAAGCAUUUUCUGCCAGUAUGGUAACAUACUCUCUUGCAAGGUUGCUGAAGACAAUGGAUCGAGUAAGGGAUUUGGUUUUGUUCAGUUUGAAUCUGAGGAAUCAGCCAUGAAUGCUCUUAGAGCCCUCCAUGAUACCAUGCUUGAGGGGAAGAACAUAUAUGUUUCCAAAUUUGUCAAAAAAAGUGAGAGAACGUCAUUUGGUGAAGAACCUGAAUUUACAAAUUUAUACGUGAAAAAUCUGGAGGAAGAUAUUACCAUGGAUCAUCUCCAAGACAAGUUCUCAGAAUAUGGGAAGGUUUCCAAUGUUGUAAUAAUGAAGAAUAUUGAUGGAAAAUCAAGGGGAUUUGGCUUUGUCAACUUUGAAUCACCACAAGCAGCAAAGAAAGCUGUGGAGGCCUUGAAUGGCACAAUAAUGGGGUCGAAAAUUUUGUUUGUUGGAAGGGCUCAAAAGAAAGCUGAAAGGGAGCAACUUUUAAAAGAUGCUCACCAGGUGGUGUGCAGCAGUCGGGUUCAGAAGAGUGGUUGCAAUUUGUAUGUAAAGAACCUUGAUUUGUCCAUUGAUGACAGCAAACUCCAGGGGUACUUUAGUAGCUUUGGGACAAUAACUUCUGCAAAAGUGAUGCGUGAUGACAAUGGAUUGAGCAAAGGAUUUGGUUUUGUUUGUUUCUCCAACUGUGAAGAAGCGAAAAGAGCACUGAAUACGCUGAAUGGGAUCAUCUUCAGAGGAAAACCUCUCUAUGUAGCAAUUGCUCAGCAGAAAGAUGAUCGUUCCAGAAAUUUACAAGAGUAUCGUUCCCAGAUUCAACCUCAGUCUCGGCACCAUUCUUACUUGAAUCCUCUUCCAGGCCAACGCUAUGCACCCCCUUACAACACGCCCCUUUUUCAUCUUCCAUACACUUUACUGUCCCAAUCAAUUCACCAUCAGUAUGUUGGAGCCAAUGCUGGCCUUCCUUAUGCAACAGAAAGUUACAGAGAAUAUCAUUCCACAUCUGUUCCUGGGAGGCAUGCACAAACACAGGAGGGUAACUCCAAUAAUUGGGUCUAUGGACAUCAUUUGACGACAUAUUCCACCUCUGGCUUGCACGGGCAAGAUCAGAAAUUCUGCAAGCCCAAGGUUUCUGGACUUGGCAUCAGGAAGAGGGGCAACAGGAAAUUUCUUCCCGCAGAAAACACCACCAACAGGACUAGAAGUCUACCUGCUCCAUCAUCCCAAGGGACGUGCACUAGAACUCUUGGGAACCUUCUUUAUCCGCUUGUCGAGAAUAUUCAGGUUAACAAGGUGGAUCAAGUGCUGAGGGAGGCAAAUACUAGGACCAUUGCUAGUGGUGGCAUGGCCUUGCCCAAAUCGGCUCGCUGCUUAAACUACUGAAUCAGAGACAUUACGCUUUUGAUCUUUUGCUUGUCCUUAGCCUAUGUUUAGCUAAUCUUUCUACUUCUAUUGCUGCUUGAACGUACUUCGUUUCAUUUCCUUUCCUUUCUUGAAUUUAGUAGGUGUUAUUGACGAAUAGACUGUAAGUACAAUGUUGCCGUACGUAUUGUGGCUCUUUGCCAUUUUGAUACUACGUACUCAGGUAUAUUCUGAUUUC
This is a messenger RNA of Eucalyptus grandis, 2613 nucleotides long. RefSeq names its product polyadenylate-binding protein 6. Lineage: Eukaryota; Viridiplantae; Streptophyta; Magnoliopsida; Myrtales; Myrtaceae. The record is from RefSeq and is a predicted model, not a curated record. Gene Ontology annotation, molecular function: poly(U) RNA binding; poly(A) binding; mRNA 3'-UTR binding. Gene Ontology annotation, cellular component: ribonucleoprotein complex; cytosol; nucleus. The coding region runs from base 627 to 2396 and encodes 589 amino acids. The transcript has 8 exons.